This is a messenger RNA of Menidia menidia (Atlantic silverside), 1824 nucleotides long. Lineage: Eukaryota; Metazoa; Chordata; Actinopteri; Atheriniformes; Atherinopsidae. The record is from the annotation of a GenBank genome assembly.
GCAUCUAAAACAUCUCUAAAAUUCCUUGUUUUAGGUGGCGUGUGCAUUUCACAGUCAGUCAAGAUUCCCCGGGAGCCAAAACAGGGCGAGUUCGACAAGGUCAUCCGAAGACUCAGGGAGAAUCCCAAUGCGAGGGUCGUCAUACUUUUCGCCAACGAAGAUGAUAUCAGGCGGCUUCUCCACGCGGCAAAAAAGGCCAACCAGACGGGACAUUUCAUCUGGGUGGGUUCAGACAGCUGGGGCUCAAAGAUCUCUCCAGUGGUGCAGCAGGAGGAGAUGGCCGAGGGAGCCGUGACCAUCCUGCCUAAACGCCAGUCCAUCAGAGUGAACCCAUUGAUCUGCUCAGGGUUUGAUCGUUACUUCAUCAGCCGAACGCUGGAAAACAACAGAAGGAAUAUCUGGUUUGCGGAGUUCUGGGAGAACAACUUCAGCUGCAAACUCAGCCGUCAUGCAGUGAAGAAAGGCUCCGGACUCAAAAAGUGCACAAAUCAGGAGCGAAUAGGGAAGGACUCUCACUAUGAGCAGGAGGGAAAAGUGCAGUUUGUCAUCGAUGCCGUCUAUGCAAUGGCUCAUGCUUUGCACAACAUGCACCAGGAACUCUGUCCAGGGAAGUUGGGUCUCUGUGCCAAAAUGGAUCCCAUCAAUGGUACCCUUCUCCUCAAGCAUAUCCGACGGCUGAACUUUUCAGGAAUAGCUGGUAACCCGGUGCUCUUCAACGAAAAUGGUGAUGCCCCAGGACGUUAUGACAUCUACCAAUACCAGAUCAAAAACAGAACAGCGGAGUAUAAAGUCAUCGGUAACUGGACGGACCAACUCCACCUAAAUAUGCGUUCGAUGCAGUGGCCGGGCGGUGGCCGUCACGUCCCCUCCUCGAUAUGCAGCCAUCCCUGUCAGCCCGGCGAGCGGAAGAAGAUCGUGAAGGGGAUCCCUUGCUGUUGGCACUGCGAGCGUUGUGACGGCUACCAGUAUCAGGCAGACACCUACACGUGUAAGAUGUGCCGUUUUGAUUUGCGGCCCAACGGGAAUCACACCGGCUGCGUUCCAAUCCCCAUUGUGAAACUGGAGUGGAGCUCCCCCUGGGCGGUCAUCCCCGUGCUCAUCGCGGUGGUCGGCAUCAUGGCCACGCUGUUCGUGGUCGUCACCUUCGUCCGUUACAACGACACGCCGAUUGUGAAGGCGUCGGGCAGGGAGCUGAGCUACGUGCUGCUGACCGGCAUCUUUCUCUGUUACGCCACCACGUUCCUGAUGAUUUCCACCCCUGAUGUGGGAAUCUGCUCGCUCCGCAGGAUUUUCCUGGGUCUGGGGAUGAGCAUUAGUUAUGCCGCUCUGCUCACCAAAACAAAUCGCAUUUACCGCAUCUUCGAGCAGGGCACCAUGUCUGUGAGCGCUCCCAGGUUCAUUUCCCCAGCCUCCCAGCUCAUCAUCACGUUCACACUGGCCUCUGUGCAGCUUCUGGGGGUGUGCAUCUGGUUUGGCGUGGAUCCCUCGAAGGCCAUUAUCGACUACGAGGACCAGAGGACAUCUAACCCAGCGAUGGCCCGCGGCGUGCUCAAGUGUGACAUCUCUGACCUGUCUCUCAUCUGCCUGCUGGGCUACAGUAUGUUGCUCAUGGUCACCUGUACAGUCUACGCCAUCAAAACGAGAGGGGUGCCCGAGACCUUCAAUGAGGCCAAGCCCAUCGGUUUUACCAUGUACACCACCUGCAUCAUAUGGCUAGCAUUCAUCCCAAUCUUCUUUGGCACCUCACAGUCCACAGAAAAGGUAAGCUUAAAAAAAAAAAAUCACUUAUUUAAUCUUGUUUUUUCCGGUUCUGAGCUCGGCUGA